UCAGAAGAGGAUUUUAAAAAGUCUUUGAGGGGACGGCUACUGUGGAAAUCACACCAGGGCUGCCCAGGACGCCCUAGCAAGGCUGUUUCGAAAGCUGUCGACAGGUGUCGGGGGAGAGGCGCAGACUCAGCCCCAUUCUCACUUGCAGUCAGGAGGGAUAUUAAGUUGGCUCAGCAGAAAGAAACUACUACAGCGCCAUGGUGACCAGACUAAGUCAUCUGAGAAGACUCCUCCUCCUGGUGGGAACACUUCUUGCGGUUUCCCUCUUCACCGUGGCAGAGGACCAGGAGGCUGGAAAGGGGGUCACAUUCAGCCAUGUUUAUAAGAUUGGCACGGACUGCAAAGUGGGCUCCCAGGCCCUCCUCACUCAGGACCAGACCACCGACUCCCAGGGUGCACUGCAGGAGAUGACCGUGAAUGGAGAGAACGACGUUGUCUUCAGGCACAAUAUCCGCCUGCAAACGCCCUCCUGCAGCUGCUCGGACAACGAGGAGUUCCAGUCUUUGCUCUACCGUGUCAAUGGCUUGGAGGAGGAGGUCACGUACCUGAAGGCCCAGUGCGCCCAAGGCUGCUGCAAAUCAGCGGGUAUGGACACAAGCUGCAGUGGCCAUGGCACAUUCCAGCAGGACACGUGCAAAUGCCUGUGUGACCCUGGAUGGGAAGGACCUGACUGCUCUCUGUCGACCUGCCCUGAUGACUGCAAUGACAACGGGCGUUGUGUGGAUGGCCGCUGUGUGUGCCAUGUGGGCUACACUGGCGACGACUGCAGCCAGCUCCUCUGCCCCGACAACUGCAACGAUAAGGGCCACUGCGUGGACGGCAAGUGUGUCUGCUUCCCCCACUUCACCGGGGAGGACUGCAGCGUCCAGCGUUGUCCCAAUGACUGCAUCGGAAAUGGCCGUUGUGUAGACGGACGCUGCAUCUGCGAUGAGGGAUUCUUUGGCGAGGACUGCUCAUUGGUGAUGGGGCCAAAAUAUCUCCGUCUGCUGGAGGCAACCGAAAUGUCCCUGUUGGUGGAGUGGGACUUCGUCCAGGGUGCCGAGUACUAUGUGCUGACCUACCACCCAGAAGGAGACGAGGGAGCCAUGGUAACUGUGAACGUCCCCAACACUGAGAACAGUUACCUGAUCACUGGCCUUGUCUCGGGAGUCAACUACAUUGUACAGGUGUACGCUGUUAUCAAGGAGACGAAUAGUGAAACUGUCAGUCUGGAGGCCACCACAGUUGUUUCUGGAAUUGGCGACAUUCGUGUUUUGGGUCAGACAGAGGACUCCAUCCAAGUAGACUGGAAGAACCCAGAAGCUGACCUGGACUACUUCAGACUGACCCAUGCCAGCCCAGAUGGUCGUGAGGAGGAGCAGAGCGUGUCCAAGAGUGAGGAGGCUAGAACGAAGCACACCAUCGUGGGCCUGUUUCCUGGCACUGAGUAUCAGAUAACAGUACAGGCCAUUAAAGGGACGUCGGAGGGCAAGUCAUCAUCCGUUACAGGAACCACAGAUAUCGACUCCCCCUCCACCCUGGUGACAACAGCCGUUACGGAAAGCACUGCAUCCGUGUCGUGGGACAGAGUGCAGGCAGAGAUUGACGGCUACAUCCUGCAGUACGUUUCUGCUCUGGGUUCAAGCAAGGAGAUCUCUGUAGGGGCAGACACCACAGCCUACACGCUGACCGGCCUGAGGCCCGGAGUCGUCUACACCAUCUACGUCUGGGCCUUCAAGGGCUCUCGUGCCAGCAGGAAGAGCUCAACUGAGGCUGAGACGGACAUAGAUGCCCCUACUAACCUCUUGACCAGAGAGGUGACGGAAGAGUCUGCGCUGGUAUCGUGGGACAAGGUGCAGGCGGAGGUGGAUGGCUACAUGCUGAGCUACACCUCCCCUGAUGGCACCAGCCAGGAGAUUUCUGUAGGGGCAGAGAACACCCACAUGCUGACCGGCCUCAAACCAGGAGUCAUCUACACCAUCUACGUCUGGGCUAUCAAGGGCUCCCGUUCCAGCAAGAAGACAUCCACUGAGGCUGAGACAGACAUAGAUGCCCCUACUAACCUCUUGACCAGAGAGGUGACGGAAGAGUCUGCGCUGGUAUCGUGGAAUAAGGUGCAGGCGGAGGUGGACGGCUACAUGCUGAGCUACACCUCCCCUGAUGGCACCAGCCAGGAGGUCUUUGUAGGGCCAGACAACACCUAUAAGAUGGCCAACCUCAAACCAGGAGUUGUCUACACCAUCUACGUCUGGGCUGUGAAGGGCAAACGUGCCAGCAAGAAGACAUCCUCUAAGGCUGAGACAGACAUAGAUGCCCCUACUAACCUCUUGACCAGAGAGGUGACGGAAGAGUCUGCGCUGGUAUCGUGGAAUAAGGUGCAGGCGGAGGUGGACGGCUACAUGCUGAGCUACACCUCCCCUGAUGGCACCAGCCAGGAGGUCUUUGUAGGGCCAGACAACACCUAUAAGAUGGCCAACCUCAAACCAGGAGUCAUCUACACCAUCUACGUUUGGGCCACCAAGGGCUCCCGUUCCAGCAAGAAGACAUCCACUGAGGCUGAGACAGAAAUCGAUGCACCCAAAAACCUUAGAGCCUCUGAUGUACAGACCGAGUCGGCUGCUUUGAGCUGGACUGCUCCUCAGGCCGACAUUGAUGGCUACAUCCUGACAUACAGGCCAGAGGACGGCAGUAUGCAGACUGUUGAGAGGAAACUGAAGAGGAGAGAGAACAAAUUCUCCAUGAGUGGCCUGGCGAUGGGCAAGAGGUACAUAGUAACUCUGAUUGCCUACCGCGGAGCCAAGAGAAGCAGAGUGGUGGAGACCACGUUCAGCACAGUGGGCAUACAAUACCCCUUCCCUAUGGACUGCACUCAGCUCAUGAAGAAUGGCGAAAUGACCAGUGGUGUCUACACCAUCUACAUCAACAGUGAUCGCAGCAGACCUAUACAGGUGUAUUGUGACAUGACCACCGAUGGAGGCGGAUGGCUGGUGUUCCAGAGACGUAACACUGGAAAACUGGACUUCAUGAAGCGCUGGAGGCAGUACAUAGCUGGCUUUGGCGAGCUGACCGACGAGUUCUGGCUCGGCCUGGAGAAGAUCUAUGAGCUGACCAACACCCCAACUCGGUAUGAAGUGCGCUUCGACUUGGGCCUGGGCUCAGAGAAGGUCUAUGCCGUCUAUGACUACUUCAAGCUUGGUUCAGCCAAGCAGAAGUUUACACUGACUGUUGGCAAUUACAGAGGCAAUGCAGGGGAUGCUAUGACCUACCACCAGGGAAGGAACUUCACCACUAUGGACAAUGACAAUGACAUUGCUCUGAGUAACUGUGCUAUCAUGCAUCGCGGUGCUUGGUGGUACAAGAACUGCCACCUCGCUAACCUCAAUGGCAAAUUCGGAGACAACAGGCACAGUAUGGGAGUCAACUGGGAGCCGUGGAAGGGUCACCUCAUGUCCCUGGACUUCAGCGAGAUCAAAAUCCGACCAGCGAGCUUGGCCAGUCGGAAGAGGAGAUCACUGAUGGCCAAGGAGAGGAAACGGUUGGCUUAGACUGAAUGAGCAAAACAGUCCAGCAGGCAAGAAGCCCAGGAAACAUGCGUACCUACACACACAUUUGUUCAAAACAAGAGAGACAAAAACGAGGCGUUUUUGUAACUCUUUGCAAUACUGUAGAACUUUUUAUCUUGUCUUGAACCUUAUGCAUACAUAUUUUUAAAUAGGAUUUUUUUGUAUCAUAAUUCUUUAUUUUAUAUAAAUAGAUUCACUAUGACAAAUUGUAUUUUGUAACACAGGGGCAUUCUUAAACAUGGACAGUGAUGUUCUUUCAAUGUCUGUCUACAUUACUCUUUCCGAUAACACAAUGUUGUUAAAUACUGUAGUAUAAUGAGUCAUUCAUGUCAACAUCAGCCGCUAGUCAACAUGUUUUACGUAAAAGACUGAUACUGUAUGAAAAUAAUGUUACUAUGGACAAUACUUCAAAGCAUUCACAGCAAUGUCUUUUUUGCCGUGUUUGCAACCAUUUGUGUCCUACAAUUAUGGCCCACUCCACAGCCGAACGGCAUGUGUUAGAGAAUGUUGUAUGAUAUCAUGUAAACCUCAACCUAUGAUUGUAAGUUCUGGUGUGUACUGUAGUUGUACUAUAUUUGUGCCACGCGACUGUGCCACACUAUUUCACAGAAAUAAAGUGUCCUGAAAUGGA
Engraulis encrasicolus (European anchovy) is the source of this 4173-nucleotide messenger RNA. It is a transcript of the gene tnn, whose product is annotated as tenascin N. The record is from RefSeq and is a predicted model, not a curated record. The transcript has 17 exons. Gene Ontology annotation, cellular component: perisynaptic extracellular matrix. Gene Ontology annotation, molecular function: protein binding. Lineage: Eukaryota; Metazoa; Chordata; Actinopteri; Clupeiformes; Engraulidae. Gene Ontology annotation, biological process: regulation of cell adhesion. Bases 198 to 3524 code for a protein of 1108 amino acids.